AUGUCAUCAUCUUAUGCAUCCGCAGGUGACAUCCUGAUGGGCGUCAGUGCCGGAUCAGUCCUAGUCUACACCGUCUUGGUGUUGAUGUAUGCCGAACCUGGAAGCAAGAUAUUUGACGAACAAUGGGUUCAAGAUGGAUUCUGUGUCAUCAACAAGGAUGUGCCCUACUUGUCAUCUCAUGAUUUGUGCUUUUAUGCCGAUGUAAUCCUUGUCCUUCUCGGAUUCAAAGUCUACCAAAAAUUGAAAGAUUCAUGUUCCGAGAUGAGGCUGAUGGACGACCUGAUGAAAUUCAACUUGCUUGGCCAUCUGGGCCAUGGAAUUGCGCACGAAGGCAUUGCAUGGAUGCUAUAUCGGAGUGGAGAUGUGGACGACACUGAUGCCACAAGCUCGAAUAGGUUGGAGAAGCUUACUAACAUGGACACAAUCCAGCGACUUCCACUGUUGGUCAUUCUCUUUCUAUUUUGGUGUGGUCUGCUGAAGGGGGCAAUGCCUAAGUCAUCAAAUGGAACGAUCGCUCUGUUCUCGUUACCAGCUGUAUUGGGGCAACUCGUUGUCAAAGAGGUAUUCAGCUUUGGCUACGUCCAAGCAGUUCUGUCGGUAGCAUUUACCUAUACCCAAUUGAACUUGACAUCUGAUCUGAAGAACUAUGGAUACCUUGCCAACUCCAUUGCCUUUACGGUGGUGUCAUUGGUCCCAUGGAUAGAAUCUACUGCUUGCCAGUCUUUUGUAUCCAAGCUCGGUGGUCAUUUGAUCUAUGAUGUUUCGAUACCUGUAAGCCUCGGGGCCUCUUAUGUAGCUUCCUGGUACCACUUUAACAAGGAAGGAAAUGCUACCAAGAAGACGCUUUAA
This is a messenger RNA of Cylindrotheca closterium, 849 nucleotides long. Lineage: Eukaryota; Bacillariophyta; Bacillariophyceae; Bacillariales; Bacillariaceae. The record is from the annotation of a GenBank genome assembly.